AUGCGCGAUGGUUUUUACACAGGUGCCAAUUCGAUAAGCCGGGGCAUGAGGUACCAGGACCACAUAGUGCAUGAACUGUUGAAGAUUAUGGAGGAAGGCCCUGAGCCGAUGCGAGAUUUCCAGCCCGCUCAGAAGGUGAAAACGGGCGCGGAGAUGUUCCGGGAGGUCCAUCGAGGCUACGAGGCGUGUGACUCCAGCAUUGACAGGAUCCAGAGAGUCCACGGGCACAACGCGACCUACCCGCAGCUGAGGGAUGAGCUGGAUAAGCGACGCUCAACUGCCAAGGUAUACGAGUUGACAUAUGACAAU
This is a messenger RNA of Iphiclides podalirius (scarce swallowtail), 309 nucleotides long. The record is from the annotation of a GenBank genome assembly. Lineage: Eukaryota; Metazoa; Arthropoda; Insecta; Lepidoptera; Papilionidae.